UAAAAGAAAUUAAUUAAAGUAAAACAUAUAAUUAAUUUCCAAUUGUGUUUAUUAAGUGUUAAGUUUAGUUAAUAAAUUGUACAUAGUUAUUACUUAGAAUUUAAUCGCGUUCCUGUUUAUAGAAGUGAUACAAACAUCGAUCACAUCCAUUGACACCAACGCGAAUAAAUAAACAAACCAUGGACCGCAUCGUUCAGAUACCGCGUGAAAUGAGUUCUGUCAUCCCCGUCUUCAACGGCGAUGAAAAAUUACUCAACUUGUUUAUUCAAAAGUGCGAAUAUGUAAUCAGAACAUGUAGAGUAGAUGGAAACCCGGACCAAGACCUAUACGUAUACCACGUAAUUACAUCAAGACUAACCGGAAAAGCAGCAACGCUCAUUAGCGAGCGCCAAGAUAUUUCAACAUGGACAGAGUUAAAGCUAGCACUUGAACAGCACUUCGGUGACCCGCGAUCCGAAGAAUGCAUAGCAAUAGAACUAGAAACGUUGAAAAUUACCAAUAGCGAAUCAUACCUAGAUUUCUGUAACAGAAUCCAACACGUAAAAAGUACUUUAAUUGCAAAAGUUAACUUAAUAGCAGAUGAAAAUUUGAAACGAAGUAAAGCAAUAAUUUACGACAACUUAGCUAUGAAUGUCUUUUUAUACAAUUUGCCCGAGGACCUUCUUAGGAUAGUCCGUCUAAAAGGUUGCAGCUCAUUAAAGAGUGCCCUCAGUAUUGUGCUGGAGGAAGUUAAUUUCCUUCACCAAUACAACUCACGAAACAAAAUGCUUAAAUCAAAUUUAUUUCAACCAAGACCACAACCAAUGGUCAACAACCCGUUUACGCCCAAUCCAAACACUAUGGGAUUAAAACAGUUCUUUAAUCCGCAACCACAAUUUAAAUUUGGCCUACAACCAAAUAACAAUACGCAACAACAAUUUAAAUUUGGAAUUACCCCUAGCAAACAGCAUAAAAUACCACAACAGCAAAAUCAACCGCAGUUCGGUUAUAAACCCCAACCAAACCCACAGUUCGGAUACCGACCACAAGUGAACCAACAAUUCGGAUACCGACCCCAACUAAACAACCAACAAUUCGGAUACCGACCGCAACUAAACCAACAGCAAUUCGGUUACCGACCCCAACUAAACCAACCUCAGCAAUUUGGCUAUAGACCACAGCUUAAUAACCAGCAAUUCGGAUAUAAACCCCCUACACAUCAGCCCACUGACGUAACCAUGCGUACAUUACCCCAGAGACCUCAAGGCUUCAAGCUUAACGAGCUUUAUUACCUAGAUGAACCCGAAAUUUCCGAAUACCAGGAAUACCCUGAGUAUUUCCCUCAAGACCAAUAUGAUUUUGAGCAACCAAAUUAUUCCGAAUACCCAGAAACUUGCGAUGAUCAAGAAUACGAGCAUCCCGCCAUAGAACAAAAUGAACCAAUAAACGAAUGUGAAAAUUUUCCAAUACCAGCCUCGUUACAGGACAAAACGUAAUACAUUUAAAUUCAGAAAUAAAGCACAUUUUAACUUUGCCUUACAUUAAAAUACCAGAAAUCGACGCACGCCUGAUGAUUGACACUGGUAGUGCACGAUCAUUUAUUAGCCCGCGUAAAGCAGACGAAUUUUUCGCCUGUCAUAAACAAUAUGAACCCUUUCAAGUGAUCAGCACACAUGCUUCAAGUAAACACGACCAAGUCAUAGUAGUUCCCCUUUUUCCGACUUUUAACAGUCCAAUCUUGCACAAAUUUUACGUAUACGACGUUGAUGGUCGAUACGACGGUCUCAUUGGCACAGACCUUCUUCUGCAAUUAAAUGCAAAAAUCGAUAUGAAAGAUCAAAUAUUAUACACUGAUACCGCA
Molecule: messenger RNA, 1840 nt
Organism: Ostrinia furnacalis (Asian corn borer)
Lineage: Eukaryota; Metazoa; Arthropoda; Insecta; Lepidoptera; Crambidae
Exons: 2
Coding region: 180-1475 (431 amino acids)
Source: RefSeq, a predicted model, not a curated record